AUGACGGACGCCACACAUCUCACGGGUCUCGCAACGGCGCCAAUGGGGACGGACAGUCGGACGGAGCUGUUACGCGAGUCCACACACAUCAUCACACUGCGCGAGAGCCGGCACCGGUCUGGGAGAAGAGAGCAGGAGGCCAUGGCGAGCGAGCGCAAUGGCGACGGGGGCACGGAGAACGGCAACGGCGGCAGCGUGUCCAUGGAGAUGCCGGAGAUCAGGUACACCAAGCUCUUCAUCAACGGGGCCUUCGUCGACGCCGUCUCCGGUAAGACAUUCGAGACCAGGGAUCCGCGCACCGGGGAUGUGAUCGCCAGCAUCGCCGAAGGUGACAAGAAGGACGUGGACCUGGCGGUCAAGGCGGCAAGAGAAGCCUUCGAUCAUGGCAAAUGGCCUCGCAUGCCCGGAUCCGAAAGAGGAAGGAUCAUGACGAAGUACGCGGACCUCGUGGAGCAGCACGCGGAGGAGCUGACCCUGCUGGAGAGCCUGGACGCCGGCAAGCCGCGCAUGGUGACCAGGGUGGUCGACAUCGGGAGCUCCGCAAGCUCCCUGCGCUACUUCGCCGGAGCGGCCGACAAGAUCCACGGCGAGACGCUCAAGAUGUCGAACCAGUUCCAGGGGCACACCCUGCGCGAGCCCAUGGGCGUCGCCGGGCUCAUCAUCCCCUGGAACUUCCCCGCCAUCAUGUUCUUCUGCAAGGUCGCCCCGGCGCUGGCCGCCGGUUGCACCAUGGUCGUCAAGCCGGCCGAGCAGACCCCGCUCAGCGCGCUCUACUUCGCUCACCUGGCCAAGCAGGCGGGAGUCCCGGACGGGGUGAUCAAUGUGAUCCCCGGCUUCGGCCCAACGGCGGGAGCAGCGAUCGCGUCUCACAUGGACGUCGACAUGGUGAGUUUCACGGGAUCAACACCAGUUGGGCGGCUGAUAAUGGAGGCGUCGGCGAGGAGCAACCUGAAGCCGGUGUCCCUGGAGCUGGGCGGCAAAUCUCCCCUCAUCAUCUUCGACGACGCGGACGUGGACCUGGCCGUGGAUCUCUCCAUCAGCGCCAACUUCUUCAACAAGGGAGAAGCUUGCGUCGCGGCGAGCCGUGUGUACCUGCAAGAGGGCAUCUACGACCGAUUCGUGAAGAAGUUGGCGGAGCGCAUGGAGAGCUGGGUUGUCGGGGACCCUUUCGAUCCUCGCGUCAAUCAAGGGCCUCAGGUGGACAAGGAACAAUACGAGAGGGUGCUCAGCUACAUCGACCAUGGCAAGCGAGAAGGGGCCACCGUACUGACGGGAGGAAAGCCCUGUGGUGAGAGAGGUUACUACAUCGAGCCCACGGUUUUCACCGAUGUCAAGGAUGACAUGACCAUAGCAAAGGAGGAGAUCUUCGGACCCGUCAUGUGCCUGAUGAAGUUCAGGACGGUGGAGGAGGCGAUCGCGAAGGCGAACGACACGAGGUACGGGCUGGCGGCGGGGGUGGUGACCAAGGACAUCGACGUGGCCAACAGGAUGACGCGGUCCAUCCGCGCCGGGGUGGUGUGGGUCAACUGCUACUUCGCCAUGGACGCCGACUGCCCGUUCGGGGGCCGCAAGAUGAGCGGGUUCGGCAAGGACGCCAGCAUGCACGCGCUCGACAAGUUCCUCGCCGUCAAGGCCGUCGUCACCCCCGUCUACGACUCGCCCUGGCUCUAG
Molecule: messenger RNA, 1671 nt
Organism: Triticum turgidum subsp. durum (durum wheat)
Lineage: Eukaryota; Viridiplantae; Streptophyta; Magnoliopsida; Poales; Poaceae
Source: the annotation of a GenBank genome assembly